Molecule: messenger RNA, 3305 nt
Organism: Kogia breviceps (pygmy sperm whale)
Lineage: Eukaryota; Metazoa; Chordata; Mammalia; Artiodactyla; Physeteridae
Gene: GREM1
Product: gremlin 1, DAN family BMP antagonist
Biological process (GO): animal organ morphogenesis
Molecular function (GO): BMP binding; receptor ligand activity
Source: RefSeq, a predicted model, not a curated record
AUGCCCCGCACUCGGUGCGCCCUCCGCGGACCGGGCGACCUAGUGUGCAGCAAGAGCGGUGCUCUCUGUCCCGCUGACCCCGCGCCGAGCCCGGGCGGCUCGUGCCGCGGCCGCACACCGCGCCACGCGUCGAGAGCGCAGGCCCCGAAGGCCCGCAGCACUGACAGCAUGAGCCGUACGGCCUACACUGUGGGAGCCCUGCUUCUCCUCUUGGGGACCCUGCUGCCGGCUGCCGAAGGGAAAAAGAAGGGGUCCCAAGGGGCCAUCCCCCCGCCAGACAAGGCCCAGCACAAUGACUCCGAGCAGACUCAGUCUCCCCAGCAGCCUGGCUCCAGGAACCGGGGGCGGGGCCAGGGGCGGGGCACUGCCGUGCCCGGGGAGGAAGUGCUGGAGUCCAGCCAGGAGGCCCUGCAUGUGACCGAGCGCAAAUACCUGAAGCGAGACUGGUGCAAAACCCAGCCGCUGAAGCAGACCAUCCACGAGGAGGGCUGCAACAGCCGCACCAUCAUCAACCGUUUCUGCUACGGCCAGUGCAACUCCUUCUACAUCCCCAGGCACAUCCGGAAGGAGGAAGGCUCUUUUCAGUCUUGUUCCUUCUGCAAGCCCAAGAAGUUCACCACCAUGAUGGUCACGCUCAACUGCCCUGAACUACAGCCACCCACCAAGAAGAAGAGGGUCACUCGUGUCAAGCAGUGUCGUUGCAUAUCCAUCGAUUUGGAUUAAGCUGGGCCUACCCAGCCCGUCCUUGGGGUGUGGCCCCCAGGCGGGCCCAGAACCAGACCUAAAUCAACCUGAUUCUUACUUGGCUUAAAUCUAGAGGCAAGACGAACCACCAGCUGCCUUCUGCCAGGAGCCCGCUAGUGCGUAGUUUGUGUGCAUGAGUGUGCAUGGGUCCCUGUGGGUGUUUGCAGACACCAGAGGAAACACAGUCUCUGCUAGAGGGCACUUCCUAUUAUGUAAACGUAUCUGCUUCCGUGUGGGAUGGUACAGAAAGCCCACGCCACCUGAGGCACAUUUGGAGGGGCAGGGUUGUGGUCUGGUUCUGCCUGGGUCUUCCAUGUGCCCUCCUGGGGACCAGAACCUCCCUUCAGAAUGAAUAUUAACGGAAGAGGCUACUCUGAGGGCAAGAGACCUGUUUUAGUGCUGCCUUGGCCUUAGAAAGGAUAUUUCAACCUGUGCUUGCUUUCCCCCUUCCUCUUCCCUGUCAGUCCAUCCCUUCUUAGGAUCUCAGUGACUAUUUCCUUCGAAUCCCCUACCUGCCAGAGGUUCUCAAGUAGCUCGCUUGACCACAGAUGCAGAUGUUUCCUAUUUGGGGAAGACCUUUCAGACUCUGGGGGAGGCUGGUAGGGCAGGAAGGUUAGAGGAUUGAGAGAAGGGAGAGGUCGCAGGUGAGGACCAGCUGGCCCAGCAAAAUUUAGGAGGGAGAUGUGCAGAGCCUGGAAAGGCCAACCCCCCAAACAUGGUGAGACCCAUGCUUUAGCAAGUUUUUUCCUGGUAUUUAAAGAAUCCAAGGAAACAGAGGAGAAAUGAAAUUGCCCCCCAAAAUCAUUAACUCUGUGAGUCACUGUGACUGUCGAAAUUAGCUGUAACCCAAUACCAAACUUAAAACAUAAAUAUUGACCACUCCUAUUUUCAGAAGCAAGUGAGUGAACGAAAGCAAAACAGCCCCUCCUGCUUUGCCCCGCAGAUGGACAAAAGAUGUAGUUCAGAAAAAACAGCCCCCCCAUAGGAAUAGGAAAAAGACAAAAACCUUAUAAGCAGAAGGUCUUAUUAUCUUUCCUUUUGGCUGGGGUAUAAUCACCUCUUUCCCAGUUCCUUAUUCCUGUGUCAUGUUUCUGAGAGCCACAACCCUGUAUUGUAAAGAUUCUGCCUCUGCUGAAUGUACCUGACAGUGAAAGACCAGGCUAAGAUAAGAGAGUUUAGGCCUGCUCCUUUUUAGAAGGAAGUAUAUUUGGGGUCUUUUUGUUUUAGCCAUCUAUAAGAGAUUGAGCUGGAGAGCAGAGGAGAGUAAGGAAAGGAAGGAGAUUGCCUCUGGCUAAGGAGUAGUCAAAAGUCAGGGAGGACAUGUAAGGGAUACACCAGCCCUUCUUCCUUUGCCCUUGAAGGGUCUAAUGGGAACCCCCAGUUAAGAAAUCAGAGUAUUUGUGUGCAUUAGCUGUCCUGCAGCUGGUAGGAUUUAUGUAACAUUGUAACCAUUUGGAAACUACUGUUCCCUGAUUAAACAUAGGUUAUUUGCAAUGCGUAUUUAGUAUUUAUCUGAUGGCCAAAGCACAGGGUGGGUGAACCUUCCUGCAUUUUGGAUUUGGACAACUUGCUCUCUUCAAGCCUGAGGUUUUAUAUGUAAACCACCCCCACCCCCGAUACUCUUUUUGCCUUGCAUCCUCUCAGUCUCACCAGCCAAGUCAUGUGUAACAUGGGAAACAAACACCAUAGACUUGUGUUUCAGUUGCCCAUGAAGGCUCCAGCAUUCAAAGAACCAAUGCAACUAAAGGGGCUGCUUUUAUUUUAUUUUUGUUUUGGUCCAGUGCUCUCCCUACUAACAAAUAAAUAGGAACCAUACUUUGAGGCAGAAGUCAUCUUGAACACCCGAAAUAUUGGGUCUAGUUUUAAAACUUUGAAAUUCACUACUGAUGAUUCUACACUAGGUGAAUUUGUGCAAACACAUAGUCUGUACAUGUCACGUACACCGUAUGCCCCUGCCCUAAAUCCUUGUAUCGUCCAUGUCCUCCCAACAAUAAAAUACAGAAUGGAUUUAAUUAAGCAUGCAAAUGCUAAGCUAGAAUUUUGAGGGUGGGGGAGAGGAAAAGAAAGGGGAAGGAGCUGAAAAUAUAAAACCACACUAGAGAGGAAGAAUGACGCUCAGAACCAGCAGACACUGAAUCUCUCUUGUUCUAACUCUGCCACAAGCAUGCAGUUUUGUUAAAAAGAGAUGACUUCAGUUGGCAGCAGGAAUCUUCUUUUAGUAGCUUGUACCACAGUCUUGCAUGUAAGUUGGAUUUGGCUUAAGUAAAGAGAAUUUCCUCAAAAUGAGCUUCACUGGGAUAAUCAGCAGCAUAACUGCCCUAAAAGCACAGCACUAGCCAAAGAGGGAAAUGUCUGCUUUUCUUAUUGUGCCUACAUUAAGACUAGCCCAAGUCCCGUGUGUCUUCCAACAUUUAUUGAAAGUGCCAUAUCUGUCACAUAUUGUAUUGGAGUCACCGAUGAUGUAAUGAUAUGUUUUUUUCAUUACUAUAGUAGAAUUUUUUAUGGCAAGAUAUUUGUGAUCUAGAUCUUUCCUAUUAAAAUAAUGCCAAACACCAAAUAUG